UGUCAGUCACGAUAAAAGUGGUUUGGCAGCAAACACAGAUCUCGCCAAAACUCACCAGACGCAGAGGUCUGAAAAUCAAAUCUGCACCGGACUACCCUUCCCAUACCCCCUCACAAAACGCCGCCACCACCACCACCACCACCGCUCCCAUGCCUAAAUGAGCUCAGAUUGAUUUAUUUGCCGAGUCCUUCGAACAAAAAAACAGAGAAAAUGGCAGCAAAUGACAACUCAAAACCUGAAAUACCAGUGAUUUCACUGGAUAGCAGUGGAGAUGAAGCUGUGAAAAAUGAUUCGAACGAAGUAUCGGAGAGAGAAAUUAGAGAAGAAGAAGAAGACCAGAACGAGGACGAGGACGAGGACGAGGUGUUCAACAGCGUUAAAUCAAAUGGUGGUUGUUGGGUUAUAGAGGAACCAGAGAAAAUGGAAACAAAUGAGAACUCAAAACCUGAAAUACCGGUCAUUUCACUGGAUAGCUGUGACGAUGAAGCUAUGAAAAAUGUUCGGCAUGAAGGAUCUGAGAGAGAGAGCAGAGAAGCAGAAGAAGAAGAACAGAACGAGGGCAAGGUGUUCAACACCGGUAUAUCGAAUGGUGGUGGUGGGGUUAAAGAGGAGUAUGUAUAUAGGACCAAAGCCGAAGAGCGUAAAAUUCUGGCGGAUUUGAGCAGCUUCCCACAGCUCGCUACGAUGUUGGCUUUCGAUGCAAGAAUGAGGAAGAAGAGCAGGAGAGGAAACAGAAACAAGAGGAGGAAGAAGCAGCAAAAGAUUGAAUCCGUAGGUUCAAAUGCAAUGACUAAUACUAUGGAGGAAGAGAAACAGAUGGAUUCAAAUACAUAUACAAAAACAAAGACAUCGCUGGAAACACAACUGGUUAAGAAAAAGGGCGAUAUGGUGCUACUGAAGCUUCUUCGGCGGUAUGAACUACAUAUCUGCAAUGGAAAAGGUUGGCUCACUAAAAAUGUAACAGAGAAUCAAAGUUUAGUUAUCUGUUUAAGAUGUGGCGAUUCUGGACACGAUAUGUUCUCAUGCAGUAAUGAGUACAGUUCUGAUGUGAAAAAUGAUCAGAACGAAGGAUCGGAGAGAGAAAUUAGAGAAGAAGAAGAACAGAACGAGGACAAAGUGUUGAACAACAUUAUAUCAAAUGGUGGUUGUUGGGUUACAGAGGAACCAGAGAAAAUGGCAGCAAAUGAGAACUCAAAACCAGAAAUACGAGUGAUUUCACUGGAUAGCAGUGGCGAUGAAGCAACGAAAAAUGAUCGGAAUGAACGAUCAGAGAGAAAGAGCAGAGAAGCAGAAGAAGAUCAGAACGAGGGCAAGGUGUUCAACACUGUUAUAUCGAAUGGUGGUGGGGUUAAAGAGGAGUAUGUAUAUAGGACUAAAUCCGAAGAGCGGAAAAUAUUGGCGGAUUUGAGCAGCUUCCCACAGCUCACUACAAUGUUGGCUUUCGAGGCAAGAAUGAGGAAGAAGAGCAGGAGAGGAAACAGAAACAAGAGGAGGAAGAAGCAGCAAAUGACUGAAUCUGUAGGUCCUAAUACAAUGGUGGAUGAAACUGGGAGGAUAAGAGAAGUUUUGGAAACAAAACCAGCUAUGGUGUCUGAGAAUGAUGGGGCCCCGAGGCCCCCAACUCAUACUGUGGAGGAAGAGAAACAGAUGGAUUCAAAUACAGAUGCAAAAACAAAAACAUCGUUGGAAAUGCCACUGGUUAAGAGAAAGAACAAUAUGGUGCUACGGAAGCUUUUCCGGGGUCCAAGAUAUUUUGAUUCCCCACAAAGCAGUUGGGGGAUGUGCUACAAUUGUGGUGAAGAUGAUCACACAGAAGCAAACUGUACUAUGAGAAAACGGAAGAAACCAUGCUAUAUAUGUGGUGGUUUUACGCACAAUGCAAAGCGCUGCAAACAGCGGUAUGGACUGUAUAUCUACAAUCGAAAAGGUUGCCUCACCAAAGUUUGUCCAGAGAAAGAUGCAGCAGAGGAUCAAAGUUUAGAUAUCUGUUUAAGAUGUGGCGAUUCAGGACACAAUAUGUUCUCAUGCAGCAAUGAGUACAGUUCUGAUGAUCUCCGAGUAUUAAACUUUGCAUAUUCUUUUCUUUUUCGCUGGAGUGCCUUUCCAUGCCACCAAUGGCAAAUGGUCUAGUCCCCAUUAUAGCAGAAUCAAUUUGGGUUCCUCUUUUGUGACUAUUGUGUGUUUCCAUCUUGACAGCAAAUUCAGUGCUAUGUUUGCAAGGAUUUUGGCCAUCUCUGUUGUGCUGAAUAUAUACAUAAGAGUCCAGGACAAGUUUCCUGUUAUACCUGUGGGCAGUCUGGCCAUUUGGGUUCUAAAUGCGAAACUGUUUUGAGGUUGUAGUGACUCUCAACCAUCCUGGGGAAGAUCAUUUGCAAGGAGAAUGCAAUACACCAAAGUUCAUUUCGAAUGAUAUCAACAGCCUCUUCAAAGAUACUUGAGUUUGAUUAUGGCAUCUCUCUCUACCAGUGCACGUGCCUAAGAGCUUUGGGAGUUUAUCAGAUGCAGAGUUUGAACCUUGCAUUACCCUUUCUCAGCCUCAGAAAGUUCCAGAGUUGCUAAAUUACUAUUUACUCCACCGGCAGCAAAAAUUCUACCAAAAAGGAGUCUGGUCUUCAUCCCACAAUAGAUGAAUCAGAAGACCCGCUUAAACAGCCCACCCACACUCCCCUCUGCAUGUGGUGUGGGCAUUCAACUGCUGUUGUGAGCUCUGUAAAUAGCUGAUCUCUUGCAUGGUACUUUACGCAGGUUGUGUAUUAGGAUCAAUCCCAAACGAGCUUAGUUUGUCACUACAGCAAAAGACUGAAUCGCACACCCUUACUAUGUUACAACUUUCAAUACAGUAGGAAGAAAUAGUUAUUUGGUACUGAAAUCUUUU
Ilex paraguariensis (yerba mate) is the source of this 2875-nucleotide messenger RNA. NCBI's taxonomy places the organism in Eukaryota, Viridiplantae, Streptophyta, Magnoliopsida, Aquifoliales, Aquifoliaceae. The record is from the annotation of a GenBank genome assembly.